This is a messenger RNA of Lodderomyces pseudojiufengensis, 3333 nucleotides long. RefSeq lists its product as uncharacterized. The coding region runs from base 1 to 3333 and encodes 1110 amino acids. The transcript has 2 exons. NCBI's taxonomy places the organism in Eukaryota, Fungi, Ascomycota, Pichiomycetes, Serinales, Debaryomycetaceae. The record is from RefSeq and is a predicted model, not a curated record.
AUGGGUUCUGGUAUACUUCGAAAAGAAUCAAAAACUACUACAAAAAGAACAACUCCCAAAAAAAAAUCUACAGCAAAAGAAUUUUUCGAAAAGAAUAAGGAUAAAUGUAUUCCAAUUAGUAUUGAACAAUAUAACGCGUUUAAUACUGGUAAAAAUGUUAAACCUGAUAAAAGGAAACCUAGCCCAGCUAAAUGUUUAAAAUGUGGUAGUAGAUUCAAACAUUUUUGGGAAAUUAAAAAACACCUUCAAACAAUUAAAUGUAGCGAUACAGUUCCAAAAUUAAUUGCAAAGGAAAAAACGGUUAAUGAAAAAGAAGACAUAUCUGAAGAUUUGUAUGAAAAAUGUAGUUGUGGUAAAUUAGUUAUGAAAGAUACUAUGAAACAGCAUUUAGAUUCAAGUCAUAAAAAAGGUAGAGAGGUAUGCUUGCCAUGUAAAACUACCAUUGCAAUUGGAAAAGAGGGUAUGAAUAUACACAAAAAAAGCUAUCAACAUCAAAUAUAUUCAGGUGAGUUCUUAGACGAGAUCUUUUGCAGCUUAUGUGGUAUGAAAUUUCAUAGUACAAAGGCUCUCGCUCAACAUGAAAGAUUAUUCCAUAAAAAUCAAAAUAAAGUUGAGUCGAGCGACAGGAAAAGUAAAUUAAAUUUUUCAAAUUCAGAUAAACUUCUUGGCUUAGUACCACCUCAUCCUUUUGAAAAAACCAAUAAUGAAAGUUUAGAAGUUUUCAAACAAAGAAAAUCAUAUUUAGAAUUUGAUGGCAAAAGUUUCAACACCAGAGAAGAAUUAGAAUCAUAUGCUUUGAAUGAAAAUCCAAAUGGAUAUUUUUGUUUAGGAUGUAACAAAAUUCUUGAUUCAAAAAGAAAUUGGAUCUACCAUGUUACUAAAAAUUCAUGUUUAAAAGUUUAUGUUAGCAGUGAAGAAGAUUUUGUUGAAGAAUUAAAAGGAUACCCAAUUGUUCCAUCAAGUAAGAGCACAUUACACAGGGUGUUAUCAUGUGAUUUAGGAGACAUGAUUUAUUGUGAUGUUUGUUACAAGGAUGGAAAAAGCAUGAAAUUUUCAGCAACACAUGAUCUUAAAAUCCACUGUAUAUAUAAUCAUGGUAUAUUUGAUGACACAUAUAAACUUUCCCAUCAAGAUAUGGUAAAUGAAAUGAAUGGAUUUAAUUUUGAAGAUUCAAGAUCACUUGAAAUUUUUCACGAACAUUACAAAUUUUGUGAAAAAUGUUGUUCCUGGUUGUCGAACUAUAAACACCAAUCACACCUAGGUGUGACAUGUUCAAUCAGGGCUGGUUGGGUGACUCAAAUUCUUAAUGCCAUUCGUUUGUGGGAUGGUAAAAUGGUCCAAUUGAAUUUAAAUUCUGGUGGUGAAACUGGUAUGAAUUAUCCUCAAUACGUGUUUGAACCUAAAUCAUUGGAAAUUAUUAAUGCUGAUUUGGAAGCUGUCAAAUUUAGUCAUGCAAACAAAUCGGGUGAUAGUAAAAUUCAACUCAUAAGUGAAUCCAAAGAUGCUGUUAAUAAAGUUGAAGAUGGUAGUGGCCCCAAGUCUGGUGACUUUUUGAUUGAUGGUUCACAUGUCAAUGGUGAAGACGUAUGUUCAUUUACAUAUAAAAAUGUUCAAAACGUUGGAGAUGUAGCUAAAAUUAUCAAUUGCUGCCAAGUUUUUGAUGUCAUUUGUUUAAAUGAGUUGAAUCAAAGCAUUUCAAUGUUUGAGUCCCUUUCUAGAAACAAUGGCAAUUAUGAAUAUUUUGGAAACUCAGGAGAUAGAGCAGGAAUAUUGCUUAGAACCAAUAAGCUAAAUGUGGUAGAAAAAUAUAACAUAAAAAAUUCAAUGCCUCCAAAUUUUAGAAACAGGAUCACCGAUAUAACAUUGGAAUUGAAUGGUAAAAAAUUAUUAAUUGUAUCAAUCUACGCGUUUGCUACAAAAAGUGAUAUUUUGGGAAAUUUUAGUGCUAGAGAUUUAGAAAAAAUUGAUUUUUUUAAGCUGCUUAUAAAAGCUAUUGAUGGAUAUGCUAAAGAAGAUCACGAACUUUUAAUUGCUGGAGACUAUAAUUUCAUUAAUCAAGAGGAUGAUGCAAUGAUAAAAAUAUGUGAAUGGAAAAAGCAUUAUGAUUUUCCAUUGGCAGAACUUUGGAACGAGUUUUCUGGAAAGAUUGGUAUCAUGUCUUUGCAACAUAACUUUAGUCAAGAAAAAGGGAUGAUAUCUGUCAUCAAUAAAAAGAAUAGUAGAUUACUUGAUCGGGUAUAUUCAUCUAAAUACAUCAAAGAUAGAAUAUUCAAGUUCAUCAGCCAACAUAAUCCAAAAUUGUCAGAUCAUUAUGACAAUUUCUUUUAUUUAUAUUUAGGUUCAGAUAGUAAUUCAUUUGAUGUAAAAGAUUUUAGCUGUCACACUGAUUUAAAUGAAUUAAAAUUUUUACUUCAAGAUUCUGAAAUUGUUAUGAAAGAUAAAGCAAUAACCAUUGAUGACUAUGAAGUUUAUGAUGCAUUGGAGCCAUUGGGACCAGAAGUAAUUGAGGGAAGUUCUAGAGAUAUGUUAUGUGAUCAAUUAAAUGAAGAAAUAUUAAAUCCAUCAUUCAAGUUGUAUUCAGAUGAAUUAUUUUCAGAAGCAAAUGAUAAUGAGAAAAGCAGAAUUCCACGAGAUGCUUCAUUUAGUUCCAUAUCAAACUUGUCAGACCAGUAUAUUGAAUUAAACAGAAAUUGGAAAAGCUUGUUAGAAGGAAUCACUUUGAAAACUAAAGAAGAUACAACUGUAAAUACUGAGUUGAUUGUUGGUCUGACCCUCGACAAUUUCGAUGUGGAUGAAGAUGAUAUUGUCGAUGAAGAACUUGUUGGGGAUUUAGAUCUUUAUAAUGAAAUGAUUAAUAAUGUUGAUGGCUACAAGAUUAUAAGAAAUAUUUAUUUCGAGGACAGAGCCCAUGAAGUUGAUAAUGCUGCAUAUAAUUUUGAACAAGAUCAAUUUAAUAAAUCAUCAUUCUCUAAACUUACUACAAGAGAUACUGGUCAAAACCUUACCAAUGACACCUUAUCAAAUGAAAGAAUAACAACAAGAAGUAAUGUUAUUUCCACAACAAGAAGUAAUGUUAACUCCACAACAAGAAAUUAUUCAUAUAAUAAUUUAAGCUUUUCUCAAUCAAAGUUUAGUCCAUGCUUCGAAACAAACGAAGAUUCUGAUAUUAACGAAGAUGAUUUUGUUGUAGGAAGCAGUGAAGGAGAUAUAUAUUAUUAUGAUGAGAAUAUUAAUUGUGAAUAUGAUUCUGAUAUUGAAUGUGUCUACAACAAAGACUUGAUUGAAGAAGAUGAAGAAUAUGAAAAUAUUGGUCCAGUCUUUGAAAUAUAUUGA